AUGAUGGUCGGAUUGGGGGCUAGGGUAGUCCCGAUCUCUCCAACUGCCGACAAGAUGUGCUACGUGCUGCAAAUCAUGUAUGCAGACUCCAAUAAUGUUGCCGAGUACGAAGCCCUCCUACACGGUCUUCGCAUGGAUCGGCGCGCGUCCCGAGGUUCCCGUCGGCCAGGAUCUCAGGCUCGCCCGUCGCCUCGCUCAAGUGAGAAGAUGGGGUGCGAAAGGUGCGAGCGGAGGGAUGAACUCGAUUACUGCAAUUUGGAUGACCGGGAGAAACACUUCUUGAUGUUCAUUGUCGAUGACUGUGGUCAGGAGAUGAUCGUCCCAGAUGAAUUUCUGAGACGUUUCAGGGGUAAGAUCCCAAGGGAGAUCAGGCUACAAACACGAAAUGGUCACAGUUACACCAUUGGAGUUGCCAAGUAUCCAGAUAAACUAGUUCUUCAGGCGGGAUGGGAAACAUUCGUCAAAACCUAUGAUCUACAUAUGGACGACUGUGUGGUAUUCAGAUACAAAGGAAACUCUCAGUUUGAUGUCAUAGUUUUUGAUCGAUUUGGUCGCGAGAAAGCAUUCUCUGUUAUUAGAGACAGUGCUCCGCCUGUACAGGAAAGUCACAACAGCGGCACUGAAAAUUUGGACCGUUCUCAUGGUCAUUCUCAGCCCAUGGAAGUGCAAUCGCCUAUCGAAAAUGCCAACCAUCCUGAAGGGCGUCCUCAGCCCAUGCGAAUGCAACCACCUACUGAAAAUGCAAACCCUUCUCAUGCGCAUCCUCAGCCCAUGCGAAUGCAACCACCUACUGAAAAUUUGGAUGAUCCUGUUGGUUUUAGUCCACCUACUGAAAAUGUGAACAAUUUGUUUGGCCAUAGUCAGCCUACGCAAAUGCAACCAUCUACUGAGGCUGUGCAUCAUUUUGCGCAAAUGCAACCAUCUACCGAGGUCGUGGAUCAUUCUAAUGGUCAUGCUCAGACCAUGCAAAUGCAACUGUUUUGUAGACCUACCAAGCUGAGACAAACAAUGCUUCAAUGGGAUUACUUGAGUAUGGGCAACGAGACAGCGCCGAGUCCUUCAGAUACUCCCAGAGAUUCUUUGUCCUCAGAACAUGAUAUUGAAGGUUGUGCUUCACCUAGAUACACGCUCAUAUAUAACACCAGUCUAAAUACAGUGCAGAAGGAGGAAGUUGAUGAGCAGACUUUCUCCAAGAAAUAUGUUCAGACACAUGUGGGUGAUAAGGAGCGAAGGAUAUGUCUUCAGCGAUGUGGCAAGAGGUGGGAUGUGCAAUUUAGCAGUAGCGUUGAAGUCAAAAGGAUUGUUAGUGGCUGGCGGAAGUUUGUGAAAGACAAUGAUGUAGAGACUGGUGAUAUCUGCAUCUUUGAAUUGUUGAAGAUUGAUGAGAUGUGCACAAUGGAAGUCCAUAUCAUCCAUGCAAAAGAUUUUGAUAGACCCUCCCAAAUUGGUGGGAGGAGUGUCGAUGGAUGGUGUAAAGAAGCUACUACUAAAACUGUGGAACCUUCUCAUUCUCGUCCUCAGCUCGUGAAAAUGCAAUUACGUAAUGCAAGUGUAGAGGAUUCUUAUUCUCGUCCUCAGCCCAUGGAAAUGCAAUCACCCUCAAAGGAAAGAAAGAUACGAGUUGAAACGGUUAACUCGAGUCUGGGCAACGAGGGAGAUUCUUCGAUGUCAGAGGAUAGUGUCACUUUGACUGGUUGCAUCGGUGUGCAUUUGAGGCGCAUACCUUUAAUUCAGAAGAAGGUGGUGAAGCAGAAGGUCGACCUUAUUGGUUCUGAAAUUCCCAUCUGUGUGCUCGUGAUGCAGAAGACCAAUGUUACAGGAAGAUUCGCUCUAAGCAUCUCCAAGAAAUAUGUCCGCAGACACCUGGGGGACGAGGUGCGAAGCAUCUGGCUGGAGCGAGACGGGGAGAGGUGCCAAGUGACGCUGGGACGCGGGCCUCAGAACAACAGGGUUGUGGGUGGAUGGGUAAAGUUCGCCAAGGAGAACGGGCUGCGGACGGGCGAUGUCUGCCUUCUCGAGCGGCUGAGGCACUGCAAGGAGUGCACAAUGAAGGUCCACAUCGUCCGCCGCGUAAAGCGUGCCGGUUGA
This is a messenger RNA of Triticum turgidum subsp. durum (durum wheat), 2088 nucleotides long. Lineage: Eukaryota; Viridiplantae; Streptophyta; Magnoliopsida; Poales; Poaceae. The record is from the annotation of a GenBank genome assembly.